CCUUUAUUAUACCUUUCAAAUUUCUCACUUCAACUUUGAGAGCUUCUUUAUUUCUCUUUCUCCACCUAAAGAAGAAAAAAAAAAUGAGCAACAUAAGCAUGGUAGAGGCAAAGCUUCCACCAGGAUUCAGGUUCCAUCCAAGAGAUGAAGAACUUGUGUGUGAUUACUUGAUGAAGAAGGUGACACACAAUGAUUCCCUUCUCAUGAUAGAUGUUGACCUUAACAAGUGUGAACCAUGGGAUAUUCCUGAAACAGCAUGUGUGGGAGGGAAGGAAUGGUAUUUCUACACACAAAGAGACCGUAAGUAUGCAACAGGGCUACGCACAAAUCGUGCCACUGCUUCAGGGUAUUGGAAGGCCACAGGGAAGGACAGACCUAUCCUUCGUAAGGGCACCCUUGUUGGUAUGAGAAAGACUUUGGUGUUCUAUCAAGGAAGGGCACCCAAAGGGAGAAAAACUGAGUGGGUCAUGCAUGAAUUUCGUAUUGAAGGCCCACAUGGACCUCCUAAAAUUUCUUCUUCCAAGGAGGAUUGGGUUUUGUGUAGGGUGUUCUACAAGAACAGAGAAGUUGCAGCCAAACCUAGCAUGGGUAGCUGCUAUGAGGACACAGGCUCUUCAUCUCUUCCUGCAUUGAUGGACUCAUACAUAAGUUUUGACCAAACACAAACCCAAACCCAUGCAGAUGAGUUUGAGCAAGUGCCCUGCUUCUCCAUUUUCUCUCAGAACCACCAAACAAGUCCCAUUUUCAACCACAUGGCCACUACCAUGGAGCCCAAGUUACCUGCAGCCAACCAUGUAAGUGCCUAUGGAGGAGCACCAAACCUGGGUUACUGCUUAGACCCUUUUUCCUGUGACAGAAAAGUGUUGAAAGCUGUUUUGAGUCAAAUCACAAAGAUGGAUAGGAAUCCUCUUAACCAAAGUCUAAAAGGGUCACCAAGCUUAGGAGAAGGAAGCUCAGAGAGUUACUUAUCUGAAGUGGGGAUGCCCCACAUGUGGAACAAUUACUGAUGUGGGACCUCCCUCUCCCCCAAGGGGAAAAAAAAAUAAGAACAAGAAAAGAAAGAAAAUGGUUAAUUACAAUGGGGGAGAUUAAAUUAAUCCAUUGUUUUAAGUCAUGGUGAUUGGUGAGUGCCUAUGUUUAAAUUGUGGUGUUUAGCUAUUAAUAUUUACCCAUCCAUGAUGUGUCCCAAUAUAUUAGGAAAAUGGGACUUGUAAUUUAAACUUAUAAAUAUUUGUAGUUGAUUUUAGUUAGUGGAUGAAUUAAAUGCUGAAAUGUCUCUGUCUUUAUAAUGGAGAAGUUUUCCCGAUA
Molecule: messenger RNA, 1308 nt
Organism: Cajanus cajan (pigeon pea)
Lineage: Eukaryota; Viridiplantae; Streptophyta; Magnoliopsida; Fabales; Fabaceae
Product: NAC domain-containing protein 21/22
Biological process (GO): regulation of DNA-templated transcription
Molecular function (GO): DNA binding
Source: RefSeq, a predicted model, not a curated record